Molecule: messenger RNA, 4677 nt
Organism: Myotis myotis
Lineage: Eukaryota; Metazoa; Chordata; Mammalia; Chiroptera; Vespertilionidae
Gene: ZNF775
Product: zinc finger protein 775
Exons: 4
Coding region: 375-1973 (532 amino acids)
Source: RefSeq, a predicted model, not a curated record
GGGGUGCCAGGCGCGCCAGCCAAUCAGGGGCGCGCGCCCGUCCCCCUGCCGGGUCUGGCGGGGCCCGGCGCCCAGCGCCCACGCCGCCCCGGGUGGCAGUUCCCGUUAACCUUAGCCUCAAAGUCAAAGAGUGCCAGGGAAGGCCGUGCUGAGGAGGUGAUCCCUAAAAGAGGAGAGUGGGGCCAUGCCAAGAUCUGAGACAGAGCACCCCAUGCAGAGGGGCAGCCAGUGCAAAGCCCGAGGCUUCUGAGCAGCAUGACCUGUCCCCCAUCAUGUUCCAGGCACAAGGAACCAUCAGGAAAUGUUCUAACAACUGGAGCAUUCACCAACCAGACCGAGUCAGGGCACCGUGCUGAUGCCGUGGGUCCCCCGGGAUGGAGAGCAGCCUGGCUGGUGCCAGCACAGGAAACCGGUUGGUGAUGAAGAUCAAGCAAGAGAAGCCAGAGUGGCUGCUGCAGACGCUGGCGCCGCCGGCCGCGCUUUCCAAGGACAAGGAAAACAUUUUCCAGCAGCCCCUGGGCCUCCCACCAUGCCAGACUUUGGGGAAACCCCGAUCCUUGGGGGGACAGGAGGAGACUGGGGGUCCCAGGUGGACCCCUCCCACUGAGCAGGAUGCUGGGCUGGCAGGCCAGGUUCCGGGGGCAGCCCCCGGCCCCCUGAGCCCUGUUCUGUCUGCCCGCGAGGGUCAUUUCGUGUGCCUGGACUGCGGGAAGAGGUUCAGCUGGUGGUCGUCCCUGAAGAUCCACCAGCGCACCCACACCGGGGAGAAGCCUUACCUGUGCGGCAGCUGCGGCAAGAGCUUCAGCCAGAAGCCCAACCUGGCGCGCCACCAGCAGCAGCACACGGGCGAGCGGCCCUUCCGCUGCCCCGAGUGCGCCAGGCGCUUCAGCCAGAAGCAGCACCUGCUCAAACACCAGAAGACCCAUGCGCGGCCCGCCACCUACUCGUGCCCCGAGUGCGAGCGCUGCUUCCGCCACCCGGUGGGCCUCCGCAUCCACCAGCGCGCGCACGCCCGGGACCGCCAGGGCGCCCGCGCCGGGCUGUGGGAGCUGCUCCGGGAAUCCGCGGCCUGCGGGGGCCGUCGACUGCGUCCGGGGCCGCCGCGGGGGCGCCCCGAGUGGGCCUGGCUGGGGCUCUUCCAGGGCUGGUGGCGCCAAGUGGGGGCCCAGACCGCCGUUAUGGGGCCCGGCGAGCAGCGCCAGUUCAUCUGCAGCGAGUGCGGCAAGAGCUUCGCGUGGUGGUCGUCGCUGAACAUCCACCGGCGCAUCCACACGGGCGAGCGGCCCUACCCGUGCCCCGAGUGCGGCCGCCGCUUCAGCCAGAAGCCCAACCUGACGCGGCACCUGCGCAACCACACGGGCGAGCGCCCGCACCCCUGCCCGCACUGCGGCCGCCGCUUCCGCCAGAAGCAGCACCUGCUCAAGCACCAGCGCACGCACCUGCCGGGCGCCCGGGCGGCGCGCUGCCCCGUCUGCGGCCAGAGCUGCCCCGGCCGCGCGGCGCUGCGGGCCCACCAGCGCGCGCACACCGGCGCCGCCGCUGCCCGGUCGCCGGGCCCCGAGCCGCAGGCCCGCGUCCCCCAGGGCCGGUCGGCGCCCCCGCACAGCCCCCCAUCGGCCCGGCGACCCGCGGACGUGCGAUGGUGCCGCGCGCGGGAGGACCUGGUGGGGCCCGGGGAGCAGCGCCAGUUCAUCUGCAGCGAGUGCGGCAAGAGCUUCGCGUGGUGGUCGGCGCUCACCGUCCACCGGCGCAUCCACACGGGCGAGCGGCCCUACCCGUGCCCCGAGUGCGGCCGCCGCUUCAGCCAGAAGCCCAACCUGACGCGGCACCGGCGCAACCACACGGGCGAGCGGCCCUACCGGUGCGCCGCCUGCGGGCGCAGCUUCAGCCAGAAGCAGCACCUGCUCAAGCACCAGCGCGUGCACCUGGAGACCCUGUCGCCCACCCCCAGCGUCAAGGUCGAAGCGCUUUAGUGGACCUGGACCCGAGGGGACCCGCGUGGGGUGUUUGCGGGGGUGCCUGUGGGGAGUGGCCAGAAUGGUGGCUUUUAGCACCCCAGGGGGUAAGACCCUAUCACAAGGCUCUGAAGGUCUGAGGACAGAAUUCCAGAAGUACCCCAAAGGGAGACCGCAAAAAGGUCCCCGUGGGCUGAGGGAGGAGGGGGGAUCAGGCAUUCUUCACCCUGGAGCUGGGAUGUGUCCCUGACAGGUUGAGGGCCAACCCCGUAAACUUCCUUAGAGGUGGGACCCCAGCCCUCAGGCACCAGGUGGGGGCCUUUUGGGGGCUGAAGGAGAGGUUCCCUGGCGUGAAAUGGCCCAGGUCUGGACUGGUCAGCGGUAGUGUCGCCUGCCACACACAGGCGAGGGAGGGGCGCCCAGCACUUCGUGGCCAUUCAACACAUAGUUUUGGAAGGAGUGAGUGGUUCUGUGGCCCUCAACCGUGAUUUGCCCCACUGCGAGGGUGCUGUUAUGGCUCGCCUGUCCCAAGGACGGGAAUGUGGGAGACGGUCAGGGGCUGGGGCACAAGGGGUGUGGUCUCAGCCGAGGUUUGGUGGCUUGGGAAGGUCCUGCAGCAAGGAAGAGCCAAACCUACUGCUCCCACUCGGUGGGCCUGGGGCAUGCGGAUGACUGACUUGGCUCCUUAUCAUGGCAGCGUUACAGAAGAGGAAAAUGAAGGCUUGACCAUCUCACAUGGUCUCAUUGUCUUUCUUUCUUUUUUAAAUAUAUUUUAUUGAUUUUUCACCAAGAGGAAGGGAGAGAGAUAGAGAGUUAGAAACAUCGAUGAGAGAGAAACAUCGAUCAGCUGCCCCCUGCACAUCUCCCACUGGGGAUGUGCCCGCAACCCAGGUACAUGCCCUUGACCGGAAUCGAACCGGGGACCCUUCAGUCCGCAGGCCGGCACUCUAUCCACUGAGCCAAACCGGUAUCGGCUCAUUGUCUUUUUUAAGCUUCCCUUCCUGAUCUCCGAUCUCUGAUCUCCGGGUCUCUGUGUGCUCUGAGGGUCAUUUGCCCCAGGACCAGGGUAAGGAGCUUUGGCCACGAGCAGAGCACCUGCCCACACCCAAUUCUCUUUCCCUCUUCCAAUACAAUUCAUCUCUUUCCACAUGUUCCCCUCAACCUGCAGCCCCCAAGAGUCACUCCUCAUGCUUUCCCAAAGCCGAACCCAGGGCUCCAGCCCAGCUGUCGCUUGGACUAUAUUUUCCCACAGGAGAGAGGGGUGGGUGUUGGGGUGCUAGGGUUGGAUAGGUGGGAGGGAAAAGAGGGGACCUUGCUAAUUCUGGAGGAGGAUGAACUAUGUGUACCUGCCUCCCAGGGCUUGUGGGGUCCUCUGAACUCACAGAUGUGUUUCCUUUUCCAGGACCUGGCUGUGUUCACCCUGGCUUCUGGUUACCCCUCUUUCCAGGUUUUGUUUAAUCCCUUUCAUCUGGCAGGAGUUCUAAUUGUAGCAUCACAGAAAGACCUGUGGAGGUGAGGACUCAGCUUAGCUGGGGAACACAGUGCUGAUAAUGGUUAGUGUUCAGCCAGGGCUCUGACUCGUGGUCCCGGUCUUUGAUCAUAAACCAUGCAGUGUGAAAUCUCACGACCAUGCAGGGUAUGCCCAUCCUUCAAUCAGCUCUCAGGACCAGGCAGAAGCCAAAUCAGAAGGGUUUUCCUAGGCCCCCCUCUCUGACCCACACCAGCCCGAAGUGCUCCCCUUUCUCCCUGUAAUGCCUGCCUGGCUCCUCCCCCAGACAGUAGGUUUGGAUCUCAUCAAAACCCACUUUAGCCUGGCCAGUGUGGCUCAGUGAUUGAGCAUUGACCUAUGAAGCAGUAGUUCACGUGUGUUGGGCAGGACACAUGCUCGGGUUGCAGGCUCGAUCCCCAGUAGGGGGUGUGCAGGAGGCAGUCAAUCCUCGAUUCUCAUCAUUGAUGUUUCUCUCUCUCCCUUCCUCUCUGAAAUCAAUAAAAACAAAAACAACAACCCCAAACCUACCUUAACCAUGGGGAAGGCUCAAGAGUCCUUUGCUUCUUCCUCUUUGCUUCUUCCUCUUUGCCACUUAUCAAAUCCGGAGACCAACUCAAGUGAGCCCACCUACUCCAGAAAGGCAUCCUAGAAUACCAUGCCUAGAGAGCACUGUCUGCAAGGACGGACCUGCAGAAGCGCUGGAGCCCGUGGAAGCAGGUGCCUGAGGGGCAGGGCAGGCACAUACUGCAGAGACAGGCAGGGGAAUUUCUGUACCAUAGCUUGUUAUCUUCCACAAGUGGCCUGUGUUCAGUGAUCAAAUCAAACAGCUGUAUUGGUAGGACUUGGGGUUAAUGAGGCCUAAUCACAGAUUUUUCCCUCCAAGCGAAAUCAUGAGGAUGCCUCUUCACUGACCCCAGGUGACGGAUUCUCUCACCAAUGGGUGCUUUGGGUCACAAUGGGGAUAGGGCCAAGCCCAUCAGAGGUGCAUGACCUGUUGACCAGGACAGGGGAUGGCACACAUUGACCCAUUAACCAAGCCUCCUGUGUGACAGGCACUGUGUCAGACUUCAGGGAUGCUGUGAUGCAUAAGCCACUGUAUCAGUCAGCUUGGGCUGCCAUAAUAAAAUACCACUGGGGGCUUACCCAACGCAGUCUGGAGGCUGAGAAGUUCAAGGUCAAGGUGCUGGCAGAUUUGGUCCCUGGUGAGAGCUUCCUGCCUUGCAGAUGACGACC